AAGGCGUGCAUAGACUUCCAUUUUGUUUGGGGGAGAAAAGAAAAGGAGAGAAAGAAAAGAAAAGAAAUGGAAAAUCUGGCUAUUCUACUACUAGUGAUUUUCUUGGUAGCCAUGCCAAUGGCGUAUGGCGUCAAAGAAGGUGCCGAGGAAGUAGAUGAAUGGUUCGACAAGCUUCCAUACGUAAAACAAAAGGUUACCAAGCUCCAUUUCUUCUUCCACGACAGGUUUGCUGGAAAACACAACAUAACUGCCGUCCGGGUCGCUCACGGACCCGACACCGACAAAUCGCCAACCUCAUUUGGUCUCGUUUUCAUCAUGGAUGACCCAUUAACAGAAAGGAUGAAUCCGACAUCCAAAGAGUUGGGUCGAGCUCAAGGGCUGUACGCAUUUUCUGGGCAACACGAACUGAGCCUGUUGAUGUCGUUUAACUUGGUGUUUACCACCGGCGAGUUCAAUGGCAGCACUCUUACUGUACUUGGGAGGAAUCCGGCGGUUCUCCACCGUGAGAUGCCGAUUGUAGGUGGUUCAGGCGUUUUUCGAAUGGCUCGUGGGGUGGCGUCGGCUAAGUUACGGUCGUUUAAUAUGACUACCGGUAAUGCUCUCAUUGAAUACAAUGUCGUAGUGAUGCAUUAUUAAAGUGAUUUACCCAAUGCAUUCGUCGUAAGCUCAAAUAAAAAUUCAUGGCUAUUUAUAGAUACCAUAUAUGUUUUUUUUCAUGUGGUAUUUCAUUUUACUUAUUUUCGUUUUUUUUCGAAAUUUGAUGUUGCAUUUGAAUUUUCUUUUACAAUAAUGAAAUAUUUUAUUAUGUA
Gossypium arboreum is the source of this 809-nucleotide messenger RNA. Its product is annotated as dirigent protein 22-like. The transcript has a single exon. The record is from RefSeq and is a predicted model, not a curated record. The coding region runs from base 67 to 636 and encodes 189 amino acids. NCBI's taxonomy places the organism in Eukaryota, Viridiplantae, Streptophyta, Magnoliopsida, Malvales, Malvaceae.